AUGGGGUUCACUAGCGGAUUCACCGGCGGUGUGACGUUGACAUUAGGCCUUGCGUAUCUGACAGUUCUCGCACACGAACGCAACAGGAGGGCCCAGGCAUUCGAGUUACGGGCUCAAAGCCGUGUGCUCCAAGGUCUCCUCGAACCAGCGCCUCUCCCACCUCCACAGACUCGCGCAGAACUCGCGCGAGAAGAAAGAAGUACGAUUGUCGAGGCCGCAAAGGAUCGAUGGAAUGCAGAAAUCGAAAAUGCGAUACGAUGGGUGCAGAGGACAGACUGGAGUGAGGUGAGAGAGGGUAUGGAAGGAACUGUCUCUAGGAUACUCGGCAGCGGAUUACAAAAGUCACGAGAAGGCAUCGAGGAUGCAGAGAAGAAAGCCGGUCCUAAGAUCCAAGAAGCAGUCGACAGGAGCAAAGCUGCGGCCUCUCAAACCGCUAAUGUUGUUGGUGCUCAGGCAAAGGAGAAAGGGAAUCAAGUAGGGGUGAAAGCUGCCGAAGCACACGAUGCUGUGAGCGCAAAAGCUAGCAGAGUAGCAGCAGACAUAAAAUCCGGGGCACAAGAUGCUGCCAAGUACAGUGGCGGUACUGUUGAUGCUGCUCGUGGAGCUUUGAGGGACGCCGUUGGGAAAGGUAUUGAAAUGGGCAAGGAUGCUGUUGGCAAAGCACAAGCUGCUGUUGGCCUUGCUACGGAGAAGCUCGAAUCAAAAGGACAGGCUUCUGCGCUUAGCCAUUCUUCGGCGGUAGAAAAGGCAUUGCACGAACGAUACGAACAGCCAAAAGCUUUACCGAGUUUGGAAGAAGCUCUUGAAGAGAGGUAUAAGCCCAUCGAUGAGAGGGAUAACACGGUUCUCCGCGGUGUGUAA
Messenger RNA from Mollisia scopiformis, 861 nucleotides. RefSeq lists its product as uncharacterized. The record is from RefSeq and is a predicted model, not a curated record. The transcript is spliced from 2 exons. Gene Ontology annotation, cellular component: MICOS complex; mitochondrial crista junction. The coding region runs from base 1 to 861 and encodes 286 amino acids. Gene Ontology annotation, biological process: cristae formation. Lineage: Eukaryota; Fungi; Ascomycota; Leotiomycetes; Helotiales; Mollisiaceae.